CCCAGCCCCAGCUGAGCCCCGUUUCUCCGGGAGCCAGACAUCCUGUCUGUUCCCAUGGCAGCCUUCCUGUCUGCCGGCCUUGGCGUGCUUGCACCCUCAGACGCCUGCACCCUACCCAUGACCAGCCCCAGCUGGGAGCCCUCACUGGGGACGCCGUUCCCAUCAGGCCCUUGUGCCAGCUCCACUGGGGCCCAUGCCGUGACCGAGCCCGCUGGGCAGGGCCCCAAGAACCCACGUGUGUCCAAUGUGACGGUUCAGCUGGAGAUGAGGCCUCUGUGGGAGGAGUUCAACCAGCUGGGCACAGAAAUGAUCGUCACCAAGGCGGGCAGGAGGAUGUUCCCCACCUUCCAGGUGAAGAUCCUAGGCAUGGACACGCUGGCCGACUAUGCCCUGCUCAUGGACUUCAUCCCGCUCGACGACAAGAGAUACAGGUACGCCUUCCACAGCUCGGCCUGGCUGGUGGCAGGCAAGGCGGACCCGGCCACGCCCGGCCGUGUGCACUUCCACCCCGACUCACCAGCCAAGGGUGCCCAGUGGAUGCGCCAGAUAGUGUCCUUCGACAAGCUCAAACUGACCAACAACCUGCUGGAUGACAACGGCCACAUCAUUCUCAACUCCAUGCACCGCUACCAGCCCCGUUUCCAUGUGGUCUUCGUGGACCCACGCAAGGACAGUGAGCGCUAUGCCCAGGAGAACUUCAAGUCCUUCAUCUUCACCGAGACACAGUUCACAGCCGUGACCGCGUAUCAGAACCACCGGAUCACCCAGCUGAAAAUCGCCAGCAACCCUUUUGCCAAGGGCUUUCGAGAGAAUGACCUGGACUCCUGGCCUGUAGCCCCGCGGCCCCUGCUUGGUGUCCCAGCCCGGAGUCACAGCAGCCUCAGUCCCUGUCUCCUGAAGGGCGCCCCAGAGAGGGAGAAAGGCCCCAACAGGGCUUCAGCCUCUACCUCCAGGACCCCUGCCCAGCUCCACCAUCAGCUGCUGCCCCCACCUGAGGCCCUGCUGGCCCCGGCUACCUACAGGCCCCUUAACUACCAGGACCUGUACCCUGGAGCCCCAAGACACCUGGGCACCCCAAGGGCCCGACCAGCACCAUACCCCCUCCCCAGCAUCCAGGCUAACAGGGAAGAAGGAGGCCUGUCCUUCCCAGCUGGGCUGGGGCUCCCGGCCCCCACCACUGUGUGCCUGGGGCCUGGCCAAGACUCUCAGUGAUGGUGGAAGCC
Messenger RNA from Lemur catta (Ring-tailed lemur), 1223 nucleotides. RefSeq names its product T-box transcription factor 10 (gene TBX10). NCBI's taxonomy places the organism in Eukaryota, Metazoa, Chordata, Mammalia, Primates, Lemuridae. Bases 55 to 1212 code for a protein of 385 amino acids. Gene Ontology annotation, biological process: regulation of transcription by RNA polymerase II; positive regulation of DNA-templated transcription; cell fate specification. Gene Ontology annotation, cellular component: nucleus. Gene Ontology annotation, molecular function: DNA-binding transcription factor activity, RNA polymerase II-specific; RNA polymerase II cis-regulatory region sequence-specific DNA binding. The transcript is spliced from 8 exons. The record is from RefSeq and is a predicted model, not a curated record.